UGUUGCCUAAUCUCGUAAGCUACUAACUGGUAAUUAACUUGUAGCGGAAUGGUUAAUAUUUUAGAGAGAUCAUAGGCGCACGAGACAUCGACUAGGUUGCGCUGCCGACUUCUGGGAAACGGCACUGACGGCGUUUAUUCACCGAUACACCAGUAAUGAUCGAAAUUGAUGGUGCGCAAAUGAUACAUAUAUUGAGCAACACUCCAUCGAGAACCUUGGAUAUCUGCAGUCACUUUGCUGUUAACCUGAUAGACAACUUUCACUCUUGAAGCGAGGGCUCAAGGAAUUAUUGAAAUCAAGAAAAAUAAGCUACUCAAAGAACAUCGUUCCCACAGCUCUGGAAGAUUUUGUGGAUCACAAACCAGCGGUUCGAGUCAAGCUGCAUUACGUCUUUGUUGAACAGAUUCACAAGUCCAGUGUCGAUGUAUUCAUCGCCCCCUGUCUGAGAGAACGUUACUGUGAAGCGUCAAACCACACUCGAGCGAGUCCGGUCGAGCAGCGGCGGACGUCCCCGUGGGAAUUCAGAUCGGAGUGUCCAACCUACUUCCAGGAAUUCACAGGGGGCUGCCGAAUGCACUGCAUGUAUCUCUUUUGAGAAGGAAGCGAGAAGGGGUUAUUAAGUCGUGCGAACGAACUUCUCCUUAUGUUGGAAACAUAUAUUCACAUCUCCUGAAGAUAAGGAUUGUGUGUAGCGAGCCAGAGGCACUUACCUUUACCCUCUACAUCUGAUUUCAACAACUCAAGCAGCUCGUUUGGUGUGAAUGAGAAGGAGAUAUAAAUCUUUUGUUCCAAAUUCUUCAAUCUACAUCACCGAUGAGUGAAGUGCGCAAGGGAUAAUCUGAUUUUCGAAGGGCUGCUAAGAUCACAAAGCGGAAUGAAAUUAAAUCGACGUACAGCUUCUUUCAUGCUUAAAAGAUCUUCUGUCUUUCCAAUCGGUUAGGAAAUAUUUAAUAUCUAAUCUUACACAUUAUUGAAGUUCAACAAUCCACAGACUUAUUGUUGACCAUUGCACUUCAAGUAUCUGAAAUUUGAAAAUUCAAUCUACAGCCAUGGCGGGAGUCACGGUUGGUGUAGUUCCUACCGUGGUCACAGAAGUGAACGUUUAUCAAACAGAAUUUUUCGACGUAACUCCAAACAUGUCGCUUGCAUCACCAAAUGCCACUAGAGAUUUACCCGAACUGGAAUUCUACAACCUCGAUUACAAGAUCAUAGCGACGAUAUUCUACCUGCUCUUGGGUGCCGCGGCCAUCAUCGGUAACGCGAUGGUGAUCAUCGUCGUUCUCAGAGUGGCUCACAUGCGAACUCCGACGAACUGUUACCUGGUGAGUCUGGCAGUGGCCGACUCUAUGGUCGGAGCAAUAACCAUCAUGAUGCAUUCCGUACCGGAGAACCUGCUGCCGAAGAACGCGUUCAUCUACGGCGCCGCCGGCUGCUACUCCAUCAUUGCUCUCGAGUAUCUGGCCUUCAACGUAUCCGCGCUGUCCAUUACCGCUUUCACAAUCGAACGCUACAUCGCCAUAUGUCACCCCAUGAAGGCCCACAUCAUGUGCUCCGUGUCGAGGGCCACCAAAAUCAUAAUCACUCUCUGGGUCUUCGAAAUCAUCUACUGCUCACAGUGGUGCUUCUUGCUCGAGUACAGCGAGGAAGAGUAUGCAGGUGGACAUGCCUUUGGACGUUGCUGGUAUCGUAUGGACAAAGUGGCCUACAUCAAUGCGGUCUAUUUAGUGGACUGUUUCUUAUAUUACAUUGUUCCGGUUGGUGUCUCUAUUCCUCUUUAUGCUAUCAUCGGACGGGUUCUCUUCCGAAGUACCAUGUCACAAAAUGGCAUUAGGAGAGGUUACGAGGUCGGUUCGAAGGGGAAGGAAAAUGGGAACACGACGCGGUUGCGACUCAUGAAGUCGAGCGAAGGCAGUGACGGAAGUAACUCACCAAGACGGUGCAAAGAUUCAGGAAGCACAGCUGUAUCAUCGAGAAAACAGGUAAUAAAGAUGCUGGUAAUAGUGGUAGCCCUCUUUGGUAUCCUUUGGGCACCUUAUCGGAUGCUUGUCGUCUUCAACUGGUUCAACACACCAUCCAAGCAGUACCACAACGAGUGGUUCCUCUUCUUCUGUCGCGCCUGCCUCUAUCUGAACAGUGUGGUCAACCCGAUCCUCUACAACUUCAUGUCCAUCAAGUUCCGACGGGCCUUCAUCAAACUCUGCUCCUGCCGCGGUGUGGACCGGCGCCACAAUCAGUUCACCUGGGUAUCUACCAAUGACCCUGACAAUACGGCCACCACCAAGGCCAUCCGCAUGAGCUCCACUGCGGGCCACUUCGAGUCGAUCAGGAAACACUGCGGUCAUUACAACGCCAAUCACAACACGUCAGCUAUCUAAACAAAGCGCGCAUCAUCAAGGUUCUGCAACCGGCCGGAUCGAGUUCCAACCCGUUCCAACCCGUUCCAACCGCCUCGUCUACUAACAAGGCCCGAUCUUGUUGCACGGCGAAUCUCGCUGGUUGUUGCGGCGCUGGGUUUUAACACCGUAAUUUCAUGCAGUGAAUAAUCACCAGGGAUGCUGGACAUGCCAUCGGAUCUGGAACUCGCUGCUGAGAAUAUUUCAAUAAAUUUGAGCGGUUCAGGUUCGGGAUCAACAUGAAAAGGGCGAUCGAUGAUCUUGAAGUUCGACUUUUAUCUAUAUUCUAAAGAGCGGUUUGAUCAUCAUUUUACAUUGACUGGAAGCAACAACCUUUGAAUUGUUUUGAGCGCAUAACUGAAAAGCAAGGAAAUGCACAAAAGGGGAAGAUGGUAGGCACAUAUUUGCUUAAUUAAUACACUGUGGUCAUCGCGGAGAAAAAAAACAUGACAGCAAACCAGAUAGUUCCCUUUUUCCUCAGAGGAUGCGAAAGUCAUCCCGUUGAACUUUAAAAACUGGUGUUCAAUCUCAGAAGAAGAAGGGAAAAAGAGGAUGAAACUCAGGUACAUGCCCCCAUUUCCAUCGCCAUAGAGGGAGUCGAUCAACAGAUCUUAUUCAUCGGGCGAUGCCUAUAGACAGCUUGAUAGUUUAUAUUUCCAAUAAUUGUGUAGUCUGUCGACUAGGUGUCACGUGAUUCUGAUGCUUGGCGCCCAAUGUCGUGAUCCACGCUCAGCAACUGGUGACGUCAGACUCAGUCAUUCGCCCCCCCCCCCCCCCUCCCCUAUACUAACGUCGGAGUUAUAAUUCAAUGGAUUAUCCAAGUCAAUUCUUUACAUUUAUAUAGAAACGAUGAUAGUGCAAACUGUUACUAUUCAUCACGCAUUUUGACAUUGGAAUUCACUUCACUCAAGGCAUAUUUGCAAUUCUUUCCCGGCGUAAUUGUCCUGAUGGUGACCCACGUAGGAUUUCUGGAAUUAGUUGAUUUUGUUUAAUUUCAUUUGAUAGGAAAAUACGUUCCAAUCUCAUGGUGUAAAAGAAAAUGUUCUCUAUAAUUUCUCAACAAAACAAUAUAAUUUGAAGUAAUAAAGUAAUGUCAUUUUAGAAUGAAGAGCAGAGAAAGUAUAUAUUCUGAGCCAGGUAAACAACAUUGAGUAAUGUUAGGUAGGAGAAAGGGUAUACUUGAACUACACAUGUAUUUACCUUGUAUUUUUCCCUUCUAACGUCUUACGUUGCCAAUUUAGCGAACUAUAUUUUCCUGUAAAUCUAAUACGAGUCUUGUACAUACUAAGUGUGACUGAUCUUUCAAAUGUUGCUAGAUUGUCUUUAGGAUGGACCGCCCUAUUAUUAUGUGUUUUGCUGAACAGUUAGGAUACAAAGAAAGUAGUUGGAUUUUUUUUCUUCUUGUUUUUAAGUUUUGUUUAAUCUUCAUCUUUUCGCUGAGAAGUCAUGUCAUAUUUUUCAUCUUCAGUUUUAUGAUACUUCUUAUUAUCAUGUUAUUGCUGUGUUAUUUGUAUGAUGAUUAUCAAUAUCCUGAUUGUUAUAUCUUUAUAUUCUUGUUCAUCAUAUUUUCUUGUUGGUAUCCUCCUGAAAUGCGGCUUCGUCUGUUUAAAAACAACCAUUCAGAACAUUUCGUGUACCCCUAAAGAGUAAUUUAGAAACCAUUUAGUAGAAAGAAAUUUAGAAACCAUUAAAGGGGAAUACUACUUUAGCAACGGGUUGGUAUAAAUAAAAAUAAAAGAUAUAGAUCAGUACACGUUUGAGAACAUGCGAUAAGAAAAAGAAAGUUAUGAACAAUAAUAUUGUUUAGUCUUAAAAACUGUAAUCGAUCAAACACAAAUUGACAAAACUGUGACGUACCUUUGGACGUACCUUUCCAAUUUGUUCUAUAGUGCAUGAAUUCAAAACUAUCAACUUUAGAGGAAGAAAAUUUAAGAUUUUACAAAAUUAGACAUUUUUUUUUGUACAGCUCUAAAGAUUUAUUUGUUCCUCAGAACAACCUUGACAAGUGAAGAUCAUGUUCUUGUCAGGGUGGACUCUCCUUUAAUUCUACUAUGUUGCCAUGGCAACAGUCGCAUGAAGUCGUCUGCAACAACGUGCUGACUUUAGUCUAGAAUGUGUAAAGUAUUGUUUAAAAAACAUAUCUAUAUCAUAAAAAAAGACCGUAUAUGGAUCAAACUUUAAGGCAGUGCUUGCAUGCCGUAGGCUGACGACUUUAAAAUGUGAAUGAUUAGAAGAUUUGGAGCUACAGUGGUAUUUUCAUGUAUGACAGAAUGAGAUAAGAACUGCCAAUGAGGACUAUUUGCAUCAUUCUCAGUAAUUGUUAAUAUAGGUAUUGUUGUUUAGGCUAGUCUAUAGGCCUUUUCUCCAAGAAGGGGUAUGUGUUAAGUAUUUGUGCGUCGACACAUUCGUAUAUAGUAUUGUUUAAAUGGUUAUUUUACAUUUGAAAACAAGACCCAACCAGAUUAUUUUGAAACGAUAAAAUGUCGGAAAUACCGUAUGUUAAAAAAAGCAUGACAUUGUUUUUCUCACUAGAACGAAUCGCAAUUCAAAUUCUUUCGACAUUUCAUGUCUUUUUUAAAGAAAUCUGUCACUAUCUUUUUCGCUCUUUUUGAUUUUACUUUCAUUUGUUAUCCGCUAUUUGUUGAUAGAUUCUGAAUUUCCUGUAAAGAGAGAUUUGAAUGUCGGUUUGCAAACGGUUUACAAUCCACACGGAUGAAGACAACUUCUCUAUGGACGAUCACUCCGGACGAUUACCCCGGCGAGAACAACGGCCCGAGGACAACUACUCCGUGGACAGUUACCCCGAAAACAACUACCCCGAGAACAAUUACCCCCGAGGACAACUACCCAGAGUACAACUGUCCGAGACAUUUUAACCCUGACAAAUAGCAUUAAUGACGACUAAAACGUAUGAUAUGCAUCUAGACAUUUGCUGAUUUGACGACAAUCAACUCAUUUUGCAAAACUAAAUUGAAUGGAUGUAAUUUUCUUGAUACUAAACGGGUAAUCUUUGCUAAUUACCAUAAUGAAAUUAGGACUUACCCAUAAUGGAUUAAUAUGUUUCUCCAUAUUUGCAGAUGAAACCACAUAAAAUGACACACAUUACACAUGUACUUUGUAUACACCCGAACUAUACAUAACACUUUUUAUAUUAAUUUGUAAAAAUAUGAUUAAUAUCAUUUAUCAUAAUUGAUCCAUUGAUAGCCCGGGAUGGCCAAACGUGGAUCCAUGAAGAGCCAUGAGCUGUAAUUUCAUAACCUGAAGACUGUAAUGAAUAGGAAUUUUGAUGAGAACCAAUUCCUUGUUAAGGCAGACGACCAAGGACCUGACACCCCCCCCC
Messenger RNA from Strongylocentrotus purpuratus (purple sea urchin), 5733 nucleotides. RefSeq names its product thyrotropin-releasing hormone receptor (gene trhr). The record is from RefSeq and is a predicted model, not a curated record. Gene Ontology annotation, biological process: G protein-coupled receptor signaling pathway. Gene Ontology annotation, cellular component: membrane. Bases 1050 to 2375 code for a protein of 441 amino acids. Gene Ontology annotation, molecular function: thyrotropin-releasing hormone receptor activity. The transcript is spliced from 7 exons. Lineage: Eukaryota; Metazoa; Echinodermata; Echinoidea; Camarodonta; Strongylocentrotidae.